Molecule: messenger RNA, 20254 nt
Organism: Mirounga angustirostris (Northern elephant seal)
Lineage: Eukaryota; Metazoa; Chordata; Mammalia; Carnivora; Phocidae
Gene: TXNRD3
Product: thioredoxin reductase 3
Exons: 16
Coding region: 260-2101 (613 amino acids)
Biological process (GO): cellular response to oxidative stress; glutathione metabolic process; cell redox homeostasis
Cellular component (GO): cytosol; mitochondrion
Molecular function (GO): thioredoxin-disulfide reductase (NADPH) activity; flavin adenine dinucleotide binding; glutathione-disulfide reductase (NADPH) activity
Source: RefSeq, a predicted model, not a curated record
GGCGGCGCGAGCGGCGGUUCCGCCGACUUGGCGGCAGGUACCUGGCUUGGGUGGUGUUCGCUUUUCCCCGUUCCCAGGUCCACUCCCGGCGCCAACGCCCGCCUCUCGGUCCCUGAACUGCCCCGGCCAGGCCGGGAGCGACACCGCCGCCCUGGCACAGCCACCGCCACCACCGCCGCCGCGGGCACAGACAUCGCCGGGGCCGGUGAAGGUGGGCGCGGUCCCCAACCGCCGCCUGGGCAGUGUCCGCGGCGUGCCCAUGUCUUCACCGCCAGGGCGCCGGGCCCGCCUGUCGUCCCCCGGCACCGGCCGCUCGUCCUCCGAGGCCCGCGAGGAGCUGCGGCGCCGCCUCCUGGGCCUCAUCGAGAGCAACCGAGUGAUGAUCUUCAGCAAGAGUUACUGCCCGCACAGCGCGCGGGUUAAAGAACUGUUUUCUUCUUUGGGAGUUGAAUGUAAUAUCUUGGAACUUGAUCGAGUUGAUGAUGGGGCCAAUGUCCAAGAAGUGUUGUCAGAGAUCACUAAUCAGAAAACCGUGCCCAAUAUUUUUGUGAAUAAAGUGCAUAUGGGUGGAUGCGAUCAAACUUUCCAGGCUCAUCAGAGUGGCUUAUUACAGAAGCUCCUUCAGGAAGAUGCAGCAUACGAUUAUGACCUCAUUGUCAUUGGGGGAGGUUCUGGUGGCCUUGCAUGUGCACAGGAAGCUGCCAUCUUGGGAAAGAAAGUUAUGGUGCUAGACUUUGUGGUCCCAUCACCUCAGGGCAUGUCCUGGGGUCUUGGCGGUACUUGCGUAAAUGUGGGCUGUGUUCCUAAGAAAUUGAUGCAUCAAGCUGCCCUUUUGGGGCAGGCGUUAAGUGACGCCAGGAAGUUUGGCUGGGAGUACAGUCAACAAGUGAGGCAUAACUGGGAGACUAUGACAGAAGCGAUUCAAAAUCACAUCGGCUCUCUAAACUGGGGCUGCAGGUUGUCCUUGAGGGAGAAGGCCGUGGCCUAUGUCAAUUCCUAUGGAGAAUUUGUUGAACAUCAUAAAAUAAAGGCAACCAAUAGAAAAGGACAGGAAACUUACUAUACUGCUGCAAAAUUUGUCCUAGCGACAGGCGAAAGGCCCCGCUAUUUAGGAAUCCAAGGAGAUAAAGAGUACUGUAUUACUAGUGAUGACCUGUUUUCUCUGCCUUAUUGCCCUGGCAAAACAUUAGUGGUGGGUGCAUCUUAUGUCGGUCUGGAAUGCGCAGGGUUUCUUGCUGGCAUUGGCUUAGAUGUCACGGUUAUGGUGCGCUCAGUCCUUCUUCGUGGCUUUGAUCAAGAAAUGGCAGAGAAAGUGGGUUCCUACAUGGAGCAACAUGGUGUUAAGUUCUUAAGAAAAUUUGUACCUGUGAUGGUUCAGCAGUUGGAGAAAGGUUCACCCGGAAAGCUGAAAGUAGUGGCUAAAUCCACUGAAGGACCAGAAGCUAUUGAAGAAGUAUAUAAUACAGUUUUGUUAGCAAUUGGUCGUGACUCCUGCACAAGGAAAAUAGGUUUGGAGAAGAUCGGUGUCAAAAUCAAUGAGAAGAGUGGCAAAAUACCAGUAAAUGAUGUGGAACAGACCAAUGUGCCCUAUGUUUAUGCUGUCGGGGAUAUUCUGGAGGGUAAACUUGAGCUCACACCAGUUGCCAUACAGGCAGGCAAGCUGCUGGCUCGCAGACUUUUUGCUGGCCAUUUGGAAAAGUGUGAUUAUGUUAAUGUUCCAACUACGGUGUUUGCUCCUUUGGAAUAUGGCUGCUGUGGAUUGUCUGAAGAGAAAGCUAUUGAAGUGUAUAAAAAAGAGAAUCUCGAGGUGUACCAUACUUUGUUCUGGCCUCUUGAAUGGACAGUGGCCGGCAGAGACAACAAUACUUGUUAUGCAAAGAUAAUUUGCCAUAAAUUCGACAAUUAUCGGGUGAUAGGAUUCCAUGUUCUUGGACCGAAUGCCGGUGAGAUCACCCAAGGGUUUGCGGCAGCAAUGAAAUGUGGGCUCACAAAACAGCUACUUGAUGACACCAUUGGAAUUCAUCCCACAUGUGGUGAGGUGUUUACAACUUUGGAAAUCACAAAGUCGUCGGGACUAGACAUCACGCAGAAAGGCUGCUGAGGCUAGCCCCGCUGCUGUUUGGUUUUCCUUGUCCUAUUCCCAUUUCUCUCGAAGAUAAGAAUGCCCCCCGGGGAAAGUGAGUCGGUGCUCAUGCACCUGCUCUCUUGCACAGGGCCCAGUGCUGGACUUCUCUUCCCAGCACAGAGAUGAGAAAGACGAGGAGGCAGGACGGCAGCGGGCGUGUGCUUAGCGGGCUCGGCCUGGCUGGGAGAGGCAGUUGGGCUGCCUCCUUGACGUCUUGGCUCGGAACCCGUUGUGAGGUGAGCUAAGGCUGAUGCUCUUCCAUGUCAGAAUCGGGCUUCCCUCUGAAGGACCUUGCAAGCACACAACUAAUCCAAGUUAACUUUUCUGGUUGCUGGUGUUUUUAUCCCCUUGCUUUGUUAUUUCUCUGAAAGUGUUUUCUCCAUGUCGAAACUGACCGGAAAGUGGCGAGCCUGCAGUAUGUGGGCCUGGAAUUCCGUGUGGUCACUGGUGCACGGUGUCCUGGAAAUGCCGUCGCGUAGCUGGCCGCGGGCGUGGGUGCACGAGUAGGAGGUUGCGCACACUGUGUAGAGUUCAGUCAGCCGUAUCCGGCAUACCCACCGUCAGACUCCCGCCUCCUGCCUCACCCUCUCCGGGUUCCCAGUGGCGGCAACCUUGGAGUCCUCUCUUAUUAGUGUCUCGUGUCAGAGACACGCUCAAAUUUCUUCUCUACGUUGAUCUUAAGAAUAAUAUUAAAACGUUUUCAAUACUGUAUGAUGCGAAAUCUAACGAACUUAAAACUCUUUAAAAUGAUUCAGUCUCUUUAAAAUGAAUUGCAGUCAAGUUCAGUAAAUGGACAGGUGAUGGGAGAUUCUAUUCGAAUCUGCAUCUGUCAGCAUCUAAGAGGCCCUUGAAGUGGGGACCUGUCCAAGGUCCUUUUGGAAAAUCCAUUGUUUUCUUGGGCGCACAUCACAGAGCAGCCAGUGCGAGGAAGACAGCCAGUGCUCUCCUGAGCAGGCUGUGGGCCAUGGGCCCACUGUCGUAGGGUUGGAUAGGUCUGUGGUCAGAAUUUCUAGCCAGAGGUUUCAAACGAAAAAUUUGAGGCCAUUCAGCAGUUGGGGAACACCAUCUGUAGAUUGAGCCUUUUGCUCCCCUCUCCGGAGGCAGAGUGUGGAACAGGCCUGGAGUGGGGAGGGGGACCUGAGGGCCUGACAGAGGAUCCAGUUAUUGAGUUGCCUUUUUAUUGGGGAGAGAAAGAUACAAAUAUAACUCUGCAAAGUAAGCCUGGUUGUUGCAGUUGCUAUAACCCAGGUAGAGACAGCCCGGUGAAAAACGGGAAGACGCUAUUAAUUUCCAUUGGAUAUGGGGUGGGGGUGGCUGAUAGAUCAGGGUUUAAUGAAAGCAGCUGUAUUUAAACUGAACCAUGAGGGAUGAGUAGGAUUUCAAGGAUCUGAAGCAAUCUGGAGAGGCUCUGAAUGAUGCUUUUGAAGGGUUCAACUAAAAUUCUAGAUAAAAUAAUUUUUAAAAACUUUGUUACUAUAUUGCUGAGCAUCACAUACAUGCAAACAACCAAGGGUUUGUAGGACCCCAAAUGAAAUGAAACCAGGAAGCAUAAUGCAGAAAACCUGAAAGCCCAGGCCUGCCCAGGUAAGGUUCCAAAUAGGAAGCCUUUGUGUAAAGCUGGGACCCCAAUAGGCUGUACCCGCAGUGGGAGGGUGAGCAAAAAACAUACUCUGCUUCCCGAAAAGAAGCAGCAAGGAAACUUGGCUAUGUUCUUAGGAGGAAGGAAGUAAUUCACUCAAAGAAUUUUAACCACUCUCCGGGUUGCAGGCUAUUGGGGAGGCUAGUUAUCUUCCCUUUGCAAGGAGGAGAUUGGGCUUAGAUGUAAACCUAUCUGUAAUUGGCUCCCUCAUACUCUUCCUCCCCCUUUCAUCUCUUUUCUCUCCUCUCCUCUUCUGGGGUAAAGGUGGGCCUGAGAUAAUGGUGACAGAUUAGGUUUACCAGAAGAUAAAAUGUGUAUGUACCUAAUAACAUACAGAUGCAUACAGAUUUGCAAGGAAAAAUAGACAUCCUCUAUUAUAGUAGAGAUUUUAAUAUUCCUCAGUAAUUAGAUCAAACACAAGAAAAGUCAGUAAAUUACUGAGCCAUAGAAAAGAAUGAAAUCUUGUCAUUUGCAACUACAUGGAUGGAACUGGCGAGUAUUAUGUUAAGUGAAAUAAUUCAGUCAGAGAAAGACAAAUACCAUAUAUUUCACUCAUAUGUGGAAUUUGAGAAACAAAACAGAUGAACUAGGGGAAGGGAAGGAAAAAAAUGAAAACAGGGAGGCAAAUUAUAAGAGACUCUUAACUCUAGGAAACAAACAGGGUUGCUAGAGUGGAGAUGUGGGGUGGGGGAUGGGGUAGUUGGGUGAGGGUAUUAAGGAGGGCACAUGAUGGACUGAGCCCUGGGUGUUAUAUGCAACUGGUGAAUCACUAAAUUCUACCCCUGAAACAAAUAAUACAGUAUAUGUUAACUAAAUUGAAUUUAAAUAAAAAAAAUUUUAAAAGUCAGUAAAAAAAAAUACAGGUUUGAAUAAUAUAAUUAACAAGCUCAGUUUAAUGAACUCAGAAGAGCAUCACAUUCAACAUGAAAGCUUACUCAUUUCAAGCACACGUGGAAUAUUUACAAACUUCGCUUAUGCUAGCUUCAACAAAUUUCAGAAGACUGAUAUCAUAAAGGAAUGGGCAAAAAGAUUUCUGCUGCAGGACUAACACUAAGAAACCAGGAACCUUAAAAUCCGUACAGUGUGAUGGAAAGUGAGGUAUGGAGGUAGUGUGAGGUGAGUGAAGGGUUAGAGGGAGAUCAAGCUGGAAAGAGCUAGGUUAGAGCCAGGAACCAGUCAACAAGAAGGAGUUCUGGAAAAAUCCUAGACUUUGAAGAAUGAUGACUUGUGAAUGCCUGGUCCUGUGACUUAUGACAUAUGACUUAUAUGACAGAAAAAGUUGCUUAACUUUUCUUAUUCUUCAUUUAUUAUGUAUGGACAAUAUUGCUUGUUUCACAGACUUAAACACAUUUAUUAAGUUCCUUGCAUACUGCAUAUUGGUGUAGGAUAUCUUGGCUUCUGUGAUCAUAAAUUGGGGCCUUAUUAAGGAAAGCUCUUGUAGACGCACAAUAGUAUAGCCAAUAGAUAGGCUGAUGGGAGAAAUAUUGACAAAUCAGUGCUUUGGCAGACUUCACCGUGGUAGGCAGCCUCCAAGUUGGCUCCCAGGUUGGACUCCCCAGCUGCAGGUAAUCACAUCCUUGUGUAGUCUCCUCCCACAUUGUACCAAGGUUGGUCUCUGUGACCAGUAGCAUUGGCAGAAUUGGUGGUAUGCACUUCUAAGAUUAGGUCAUAAAAGGACAUGCACUCUCUUGGAUCACUUACUCUGGGAGAAGGCAGCUGCCAUGUCAUGAAAACUCUCAGGAAGCCCAUGAAGAGGCCCAGGUGGUGAGGAACUGAAGUUUCCAGCCAACAGCAAGUACCUAAGGUCUGCCAUUGUCCAUGUGAAUGAGCUUGGAAGUGAAUACUUCCCAGGCAAUUUUUCCUCCAGCUAGCAGCCUGACUGAAAUUUCAUUAGUGGUUUUGGGCCACUCCCAGAGUCCUGACCCUCAGGAACUGUGAGAUAAUAAUUAUUUUUUAAUCCACUAAGUUUUGGAGUAAUCUGCUACACAGCAAUAGAUACCUAAUAUGGCCACCGAGGAAAAUUAGAAGUAGUAGAAAUCUAUUCAGAUAACUAAAAUGUUUUGGGGACUUUUUUCCUAUGACAAAUAAAAUAAAGCUCAUACAGAUUUGGGAUCUCAACAAAAAGGGAGUGGAGCUCAAACUUAGUACUGAACUGAACUCCUCAUCAUGGAGAAAGUAACCCCAAAUGGGAAAGUUCAAGAAGCCUCAGUGGAGUGCCUUCUGAGUUGGUGGUCCUGGGCUGUGGCUGUGGUGGGUCCCUGCUAAACUUCCUUGGAGCAUCCAUGAUUGUCAAAGCUCACACUGAAAAACAAAACAAAAUGACAAAACCCUGGAGAAACCUGUUCAUACAAAGGUGGGUUCAUCAAACUUAGCAAGGGAGAGCACUACCUUGACAGAGUCUUGGUGUCCUCUCAAAUGGGAGCUAGGGAAGGGUACCUAGAGGAUUUGGGAGGCCAGAGUUAGUUAAGGAGUAGUUACACAAUAAAGGUUAGUAAGUGGGUCUGGGCAGGAAUUGGCCAGAAUUUGUAAUUGAGGCUAGCUACUGGAAAAGUGUCAGUGGUCUUAUCUUUGGAAUUUGGGAUGGAGCUCCUGGGUGGCUCAGUUGAUGAAGCAUCUGACUCUUGAUUUCAGCUCAGGUCAUGAUCUCAGGGUCAUGAACUCAAGUCCCACACCAGGCUCCAUGUUUAGGGUGAAGUCUUCUUGAGAUUUUCUUUCUCCCUCUCCCUCUGCCCCUCCACCAGUCAUGUGCACACUCUCUCUCCAAAAUAAAAUUAAAAAAAAAAAAAAAGAAUUUGAGAUAUAUGAGACCAUACAGAGCUACUGUUACUGUAGUCUUCUCUUGGAACAUACAGCUCUAAGUGAGUAGUGUUAAUACAGCUUGACUUGUAUGAUGUGGUUUACAACACUUUAUGUUUUUGAAUAGUAGUGCAGUUUUUCAAGUUGUGGUUUAUUUCCCAGUGAAGAAUCAUCCAGUGCUUUUAAGCAGGGUGUGACAGGGAAACCUGUUAGGAAUUUAAUGCAAGAGAUCACCAAGUAUUUAUGUAGAUUUAUGCUUCCACCCGUGCUACUAGAUGUAAUAGCCCACCAUAAGCAAACUGGAGGAAAUAUGAAAUGACUACACUCAGCCAUGGAACAACGGUGUAGGACUAUGAUCCUUGAGAGAAGGGAAAUGUGAAGUGAUCCAAUUACCCCAAAUUUCUGCCAGGAAGUACUUUUCAGACUACAAACACAAGGGAGAACCCGAAUCAAAGAAGCCUGGCUAUCUUGCUAAAGUGAGGUGGGGGUUGGAGUUCAGGAAGGCUAAGGCAGCUGGAAGUUGCGGGUUGGAGGCUAUGCAAAAAAGGGCUCCAGAAUUAUGCAACAGGAUCCCCUUGGGUCUUUGCUGAACACUAAGCUACACAUCCUCAGAGUAAAAUCUUGAAAGGUAAGGCAAGAAAUAAUGAGGAGUUGUAAGUUUGCCACAGGUCUUAGAAGAUGAAAAAUUCUAAUUGACCAGCAGAGGAGAGUCCUCAAUAAUACCCCAGGCAUUAAGUGGAAACCUUUAUGGGGUCAUGCCUUAGUGAUAAACUGAACUAUCCCAGGAGGGAAGUCUACUGUAGACCUACCCUAACAGUGUAUAAAAAUAGACUUUAAUGGAAUCAAGAUGAUUUGGAAGUCACUGCCUGCAAAAGAAAGCACAACACUUUCUAGGAAGACAACAGAACAUUCAACACUAUAACAAUAAUGUCCAAUAGCCAGUCAAAAAUUACUAGACAUGCCAAGAAGCAGGAAAAUACCCAUAAUAAAAAUCUGUGAAUGGAAAUAGACCCAGAAAAGACUACCUGAUUGAACUAACACCCAAGCAUAUUAAAACCACUAUUAAAACUAUGCACAAGUAUUUAAAGGGAAACAUGAAAACAAUGAAAAAAAAGUGGAAGAUAUUUAAAAGAACCAAAAUAGCUUGUAGAGAUGAAAAAUAUAAUACCUGUUUUAGGCAUAACAAGUAAAUUUAAUGUGGUAUCCUGGAUGGGAUUUUGGAAUAGAAAAAGACAUUGGGUAAAAACUAAAGAAAUCUGAAUAAAGUAUGGACUUUAGUUAAUAAUAAUAUAUCAGUAUUGGUUCAUGAAUUGUACUGUGUGCCAUACUAAUAAGGAAACUAGGUGAGGGGGUAUAUGGGAACUCUACUUUCUUCUCUCUUCCUUCUCCUUUGUAAAUCUAAACUGUUUAAAAGUAGAAACCUUUUUUCUAAAUGAAAAAGAUCCUGCAGACAUUUAAAAAAUAGUAGAAUAUCUUGAUCAAUGUUAUCCCAGUGUAUUCAACAAGUUCGAGAAAAAUGGACAAGUACCUAAAAAGACACAAAGCACCAAAACUAAUUCAAGAAGAAAUAGAAAAUCUAAAGAGCACUACAUUCAUUAAAUAAAUAGAAUGUAUAACUUAAAGUCUUCCUAUGGUGAAAAAUCAAGGACUAGAUGGUUUUGCUGUCAAAUUCUAUCAAACAUUUAAGGAAGAAAAAACAAGUUCUAUACAAAUGUUUCAUAAAUAGAAGAGGAGGAACACUUGCAACACUGAGUCCAGUGUAACCCUUGCAACACUGAAUCCAGUGUAACCCUGCUACCAAACACUGACAAAUAUUUUGAAGGAAAGAUAGCUAUACACCAAUAUUACUCAUGAAAGUCAACUCAACCUUCCUAACAAAAUACCACCAAAUUGAAUCCAGCAACAUAUAAAAUGGAUGAUACAUCAUGACCAAGUUUGCUCCAGGAAUUCAGGAUUGGUUCAAGUUAUGGGCUGGGGAGGAGAAAACAAUAUAGUUAUCGCAGUAGAUGCAGGAGACAAAAUUUAAUACCAACUUAUGAUAUAAACUCUCACAAACUAGGAUGAGAAGAAAACAUGCUCAAACUAGUAAAGAGUCUCGACAAAAGGAAACUAUAGCCAACAACAUACUUAAUGGUGUGCCUUGAGAACAAGGCAGGGAUGCCAACCUGCACCAUUUAUAUUCAGCACUAUAGUGGAGGUCCUAGGCAGUGCAACAAUACAAGAAACAUAAACAGAUUUGAAAGAGAAACAUAGACUAUCCUUAUUUGUAGAUGACAUGAUUGUGUACCUAGAAAAUCUUAAGAAAUUGGGGCGCCUUGGUGGCAUCAGUUGAUUGACCAACUCUUGGUUUGAGUUCAGGUCAUGAUCUUAGGGUCCUUGGAUUGAGCCCUGCAUCAGGCUCUGUGCUCAGCAUGACUCUGCUGGAGAUUAUUUCCUUCUCCCUCUGCUUUUCCUCUGCUCAAACACACUCUCUCACUCUCUCUCAAAUGAAAAAAUAAAAUCUUUAAAAAAAAAAAACAAGAAAUUUACCCAAAAAAUCUACUAGAAUUUGUAGGUGAACUUAGGAGUCAAAGAAUACAAAAUCAAUAUACAAAAUCAAUUGUAUUUCUAACUACAAAGCAUUGUGAAUUGAAAAUAAAGACUAUAACAGCAUAUAAAUAUGAAACACUUUGAGAUAGAUCUAAUGAAAUAUAUGUAAGACCUAGAGACUGAAACUAUAAAACAUUUCUGAGAGAAACUAAAAACCUAAAUAAGAAAUAUACCAUUUUCACUAUUAGAAGACUCAGUGUUAAGUUAUUCCUUUCUCCUUAAAUUGAUUUUUAGAUUCCAUGCAACUCCAGUCAAAAAUCCCAGCAGAUCUGCUGGCAAAAAAAAAAAAAAAAAAAAUUCUUAGGGUAUCUGGGUGGCUCAGUCAUUUGAGUGUCCACCUCUUGACUUUGGCUCAGGUCAUGAUCUCAGGGUCGUGUGAUCAUGCCCUGCAUCAGGCUCUGUGCUCAGCGUAGAGUCUGCUUGGGAUUCUCUCUCCCACUCUCUCUGCCCCUCCACCACCCCCUCCCUUUCAAAUAAAUAAACAAAUCUUUUUAAAAAUUCCCUUUUCUUUCAUUGGAGAAUGUCUUUAUUUCAUCUCCAUUCCUGAUGGAUAUUUUUGCUGGGUAUAGAAUUCUGGUUCUUUUUUUCAGCAUUUAAGAAAUGUGCCAAUUCCUUUCGCUUCUGUGGUUCUAAUGGCAAAUCUGCCAUAAUUUGAAUUGUUGUUCCUCUCUAGGUAAUAUGUUGAUUUUUUCUGGCUGCGUUUAAGGCCCAUUCUUUGUCUUUAGUUUUUAGUAGUUUGAUUAUGAUGCAUUUAGAUGUGGAUUUCUUUGGCAGAUUAUUUAUUUGGGGUUCACAAAAUUUCUUUAAUAUGUAGGUUUAUGUCUUUUGUCAAAUUUGGUAAGUUUUCAGCCAUUAUUUCUUUAAAUAUGUUUUUAUCCCUAUACUCUUUUUCCUCUCCUCUGGGAUUCUGAUGACACAAAUGUUCAAUCUCUUAUCAUUACCCCCAGAGAUCCAUGGGGCUCUGUUUAUUUUUAAAAAUCUUUUUUUACCUCUCAGUUGUUUAGACUGGGUAAUUUCUAAUGACCUCUCUUCAAGUUUACAGACUUCCCUGUUGUCUCUAUUUUGCUAUUGAGUCCAAUAAUUUCUUAUUGCAUUUUUCAGUUCUAAAGUUCUCAUUUAUUUUUUAUGUCUUCUGUUUCUUUCUUGAGACUUCUAUCUUUUUAUUCAUUUCAAGAGUGUUUUCUGUUGUUAGAGAUUUUUAUAACAGCUGUUUUCACAGCUCUGUCAGCUAUGAAUGUGUUACCUCAGCAUCGCCAUCUAUUUAUUGUCUCUUCUCAUGCAAAUAGAGAUUUUACUGGUUUUUCAUAUACCAAAUUAUUUUGUAUUGUAUCUCAGAUAUUUGGGGCAUUAUGUUAUGAGUUUCUUGGUCUUCUUUAAAUCUUACAGAGAAAGUUGACAUUUUUGUUUUAUCAGGCAGUUGAGCUGAUUGGGUUCAGUUCACAAGUUUGAGCAAGCAUUCUGUGUUGUGAAUUCAAUGUUGGUUCCUUUUCCACAGUGUCUAUGCCCAGUAUUCUCUCUGUGAUUGGGCUGCCCCAUAAUUCAAUUCUCAACAUCAGUAGUAUGUUAUAUGGUCAUAUCCAUGAAUAUACAGUGUGGGCAUUGAGCCCAGAGGUUUACGGACAACUUUAUGGUGUCACUUCUCCACGUUCCUCCCUCUCCACGAUCUCAGCAGUAUUUUUUUGUUCUCUGGGCCCCACAGCUGGGGCUUUAUUUACCUCAUUCUGCCACACACUUUAUGCAACUGUGUCCACAUCAGGGGCCCAGUGGUUCCUCUCCCUCAGAGUUUUAGACAUCUGUCUUCCCUGCUGUUCCUGCCACCACUGUUGUUGCCAUGGGGCAGAGGGAACAGAGAAGAAAACCCACUCACUCUCUGAGGGUUAAGGGACCCCCAUCCCCACUCCUCAAGCCAGAAGUAGAAAGGUUUCAACUCGCUCCUUCUCUGUCCUCACCGAUACCCAGUUUAGCAUUUCAGGCUACACUGAGUCCAGACUGGGGGCUAUGAAAUAGAAAAUAGAUGUUAAACUCACUGCCAGUUUAGUGUCCCAAUUCUUUUUUAUCUUCUUCCCCAAUUCUGCUACUAUUUACUUUCCAGCCUCAUUGCUAUUCUGCAUUCUGUCCAGAUUUUAUAGCUGGAAGAGACAGGAUGGAAUGUGCUAGCUUUUUCUUAUGCAGAACUAGAACCUUCCAGCAGUCUUUUUUAAAAAACUAAAUUGUGGGGCGCCUGGGUGGCCCAGUCGUUAAGCGUCUGCCUUCAGCUCAGGUCAUGAUCCCAAGGUCCUGGGAUCAAGCCCCGUGUCAGGCUCCCUGCUCAGUGGUAAGCCUGCUUCUCCCUCUCCCACUCUCCCUGUUUGUGUUCCCUCUCUCACUGUCUCUCUCUCUGUCAAAUAAAUAAAGAAAGAAAAAUCUUUAAAAAAAUAAAUAAAAAAUAAAUAAAUUGUGAAAAAACAAAUGCUCCAAUUAAAAAAUGGGCAGAGGACCUGAAUAUAUAUUUUUUCAAAGACGAUAUACAGAUGGCCAACAGACACAUGAAAAGAUGUUCAGUAUUACUAAUCAUCAGGGAAAUGCAAAUAAGAACCAUAAUGAGAUAUCACCUUAUACCUGUCAGAAUAGCUAGUAUCAAAAAGACAAGAAAUAACUAGUGCUGGUGAGAUGUAGAGGAAAGGGAACCCUCAUGCACCACUGGUGGGAAUGUAAAUUGGUGCAGCCACUGGGGAAAACUGUAUGGAGAUUCCUCAAAAAAUUAAAAGUAGAAAUACUGUAUGAUCCAAUAAUUCCACUAGUAGGUAUUUACCUAAAGAAAACAAAAACACUAAUUUGAAAAGAUACAUGCCCCCAUGUUUAUAGCAGCAUUAUUAUUUACAAUGGCCAAAAUAUGGAAGCAGCCCAAGUGUCCAUGGACAGAAGAAUGGAUAAAGAAGAUGUGGUAUAUAAUGGAAUAUUACUCAUCCAUCAAAAAGAAUGAGAUCUUGCAAUUUGCAACAACAUGUAUGGACCUAGAGGGUACUAUUCUAAGUGAGAUAGGUCAUACACAGAAAGACAGAUACCAUAUGAUUUCACUUACAUGUAGAAUGUAAAAAACAAAACAAAUGAAAAAACAAUCAGAAAGAAACCCAUAAAUACAGAGAAUAAACUGAUGGUUGCCAGAGGGGAGGAAGGCAAAAAGGGUUUGGGCAAAAUGGGUGAAGGGAGGUGGGAAGUAUAGGCUUCCAGUUAUGGAAUGAUAAGUCAUGGGGAUGAAAGGCACAGCACAAGGAACGUAGUCAAUGGUACUGUAGCAGCGUCAUAUGGGGACAGAUGGCAGCUACACUUGUGGUGAACAUAGCAUAACAUGUAGAGUUAGUCACAUCACCAUGCUGUACACCUGAAACUAAUGUGACAUUGGGUGUUCACUACACCCCAGUGAAAAAUUAAAGACAAAAAAAAACACUGGGUGGCACAGUUGUUUAAGCUCCCUACUCUUGGUUUUGGCUCAAGUCGUGAUCUCAGGGUUGUGGGAUCGGGCCCUGUGUUGGGUUCCAUGCUGAGCACUGAAUCUGCUUGGGUUUCUCUCUCCCUCUCCUUCUGCCUCUCUCCCUGCUCGCUCACACACACUCUCUCUCUCAAAUAAAUAAAUAAAUUAAAAAAAAAAAAGUUCAUGCAGAUUAAAUAGACUUUUGUAUCAUGUUUAAAAGAUAAAUAAAUACGAAUAAAAAUAAAUAGUGAAAAACUGAAUCUAAAAUUUAUAUGAAGAUGUGGUGGAUUUCCAGAUAGCUAAAACUACAUUGGAAAAUAGAGGUUUAUUAAUUUUUUUAUUACUUUAUUUCUUUACUUACUAUAACACUGCAGUAGCCAAGACAGUGUGGUAUUGGCAUAAGGAUGGAUAAAUAGAUCAUUGGAGCAGAAGCACAGUCCAGAAAUAGGCCACCUAUAUUGGUCUGUUGCUUUGACAAAUGUACUGAGGUAAAUCUAUGACAAAAUGAUAAACUUUUCAACAAAAUGAAAGGUGUUGCUGGAACAAGUGGGUAUCCAUAAGGGGAAAAGAUGAACUUUGGCCUUCUCUAAUCACAAACAAAAAUCAACUAAAAUGGAUUAUAAUAAAACCUAAAACUUCUAGAAGAAAUCAUAGGUGAAAACUUCAUGAUUGUGAGGUAGACAAAGAUUUCUUAGUAUUCAAAAAGUAUGAAUCAUAAAAGAAAAGAGGGAUAAAUUGUACUUGAUCACUUUUUAAAAAUUCAAUUAGUCAACACAUAGUACAUCAUUAGUUUCACAUGUAGUGGUCAGCAAUUCGUCAGUUGCUUAUAACACCCAGUGCUCAUCACAUCACAUGCCCUCCUUAAUGCCCAUCACCCGGUUACCCCAUUCCCCCCCACCUCCCCUCCAGCAACCCUCAGCUUGUUUCCCAUAGUUAAGUCUCUCAUGGUUUGUCUCCCUCUCUGAUUAAAACCUCUUUGAAAGACGGCGUUUAAAAAGUGAAAUGUGAGCCACCAAUUAGGAGAAAAAUAUUUGCAAUGCACAUAUCCAACAGAGGACUUGUAGUCAGAGUAUACAGUUUCCUUACUGGUCAAUAAGAAGAGAAACAACCCAAUAAAAAAUGGGCAAAAGAUUUGAGCAGAAUUUCUUCACACUUGGCAACAAAAGUACACACUUGACCAAAAAAAGCAACAUAAAAACUAGCCCGACAUCACUGGGGUAGGGAAAUACAAGUGAAAAACACAGCAAGAAACUACUGCACAUCCACUAGGAUGGCUAAAAUUUAUACUGACAAAACCAAAUGUUGGUGGGGAUGUGUAGCAACAGGAACUCUCAUACGUUUUUGGUAGGAGUGUGGAAUGGUUGAACUACUUUGAAAACAGUUUGGCAGUUCCUAAGUUAGUCACAUACUUAACCAUAUGUCCCAGCAAGUCAUCUCCUGGGUGUCGCACAAAAAUUCAUGUGUGAAUAUUCAGAGCAAGUUUAUUCAUAACAGCAUAAAAUUGUAAAAACCCAAAUGUCCAUUGAAAGAUGAAUGGAUGAACAAAUUGUGAUAUAUUCAUAUAAUAAAAUAUUAUUCAACAAUAAAAGAUGAAUGAACCACUGGCAAAUGCAACAGCAUAUAUAAAUUUCAAGAUCAUUAUUUUGAGCAAAAGAAGCCAGGCUAAAAAAAUAUAUACAUUACUUGUGUAUGUUCAUACUUGUGUAUGAAAUUCUAGAAAAGGCCAAUCUACUUUAUAGUGAUGAAAAGCGAUCAUUGCUCACCUAGAGGUGAGGGUCAGUGAUUGCAAAGGAGGACUUCUUGGAUCUUGAUUGUGGUGGUGGCUACCGAAUUGCAUGAAUUCAUCAACUCAUCGAUUAAUCAUAAGUCAGAAUGAACACUUAAAUGGGUGCAAAUUUACAGUAUGUAAAUUAUACUUCAAAAUUGAUUUUUAUUCAAUGUUUAUUGAACAUUUCCUAAAUAGUAGGCCCUGGUUGGGUGAGAAGAAUGAGUGUAGCAAGAGGAAUUGGGGGUGUCUCAAAUGUUUGUGGCUGAAGUGGCUGAGAAGAGGAUGAAUCAAGAGAGAUAAGGAUCCAGAUAGAGGGGUGUGUGUGUGUGUGUGUGUUUGUGUCUGUGUGUGUGUGUCUGUGUGUCUGUGUGUGUGAUCCUGAGUUGGCAUCUGUGACUCAGUGCCUCAGAAUUUGCCCAUUUGUAGACUGGCAAUUUCAUGAAGCCCCCGAUCAGUAAUGUAUUCCAUUAGCACUGACGGACUGCCCCAAGGUUUGAUUAUUUGUUCCCCACUGUGACCAGCAUCUAGGAAGGGCCAUGUGGCAUCAGUGCCCAGGUCUAGUGGCAUCAUUGUUUCUGUUUGCACUACCUGCUUAGAGCUCCUAUGGAUUGAACCAGGCUACCUCUACCCCAGUUCACCCAGAUUUCUUCAGUCCUUCUACGUUCCCCCUAAAUUCAAAGAUGAUACGUGACUGCCACAGUUUGGGGAGCGAUGAACUUGGUUUCAAUUCUCUUUUGUUAGAUCACCUGCCAAGUAAGUGGGGAAAAAACUGAAAUUUAUUGUGGCUUUCCCGGGAAGAAGUUUCUACCAUGGGGAUGAAUGCAGGAUGGCAGUUUUGUACUUGUUUGCUCGGUGAUGUAAAUCUUUGGGUGAAAUCACGGCUGGAUGUUGGCAAAGCUGUGCAGACGGAGUGGGCCAUGCGAGGGAACGCACUCAGUGCACGCACUCAUGGCAGACAUGCUGCGACUCUAUCCCCCCAAAUUGCCUUCUUAAAACACAACUGAUUCCUCAGUAUGUUUUCUCUGUGUGAUACUAAUGACCACAGACCAUUGAAUCAGCUCUUCCCUGGAGGCUCUCUGAUUAUACUAGGUGGGGAAUGUUCUCUGCACUGCUUAAUUGCCUUCAUCCCCUUCUAAAGGCAAAAGCCCCCGUCACAGAAAGCUGUGAUGACUUUGUAAGGUGGUAUGCAUGACUCCUUCACCUUAAACUGAACGCCGGUGAACUCAUUCACUAUCACUGACAGCCGUUAGCUCGUCGGGUGGAACUGCCAGGUGAAGUGAGCGGUGUGACUACCACAGCGCUGGGAAAUCAUGCUCGCUCCUUCAGCCUGUGGGGGACACACUGUGCCUUAGACCCAGCCUCGCCUGGGAGUUGUAUAUGGUCUCUGCCCUCCAAGAGUUUACAGUUGAGUGGGAAUACCAGACACAGAUAAGUAGUCAAGUAUACAAAUUAGUUUUGUCAUCUCUAGGGAAGCAAAUGACUCUUGAAUUCUAUCAUAAGCCAGACCGAUGCUUGGGUCACACAUUUAUCUAACCUAAUCAUAUCGAUUAUAAGCACAGAUGAGGAAACCAUGUCCACAAGGAGAGUUACCUGUGCAGCCGGGUUUCACACCUAAGCUUGUCGACUCCAAACGCAAUCCUUUUGCAUUCUAUCACAGCAGCAGGGGAGAAUGUUACUAAAUUCAUGGAUCAGGGCUCUGUUUUUGUUUAGUGUGACCAGGACAUUUUACCGUUGGUGGGGAGGGAUAUAACUGGUCUGCCAUCUUCCACUCGUUAAAAUUGCCAUAAAAGAGGGGCGCCUGGGUGGCUCAGAUGGUUAAGCAUCUGCCUUCGGCUCGGGUCAUGAUCCCGGGGUCCUGGGAUCGAGCCCCACGUCUGGCUCCUGGCUCAGCGGGGAGCCUGCUUCUUUCUCUGCCUCUCCCUCUGGUCGUGCUCUCUCUCUCUGUAUCCCUGUGUCUCGAGUGAAUAAAUAAAAUCUUUAAAAAAAAAUUGCCAUAAAAGAGAAACACUUCAGUUUGAGAGGCAUGUGCAUUUAAAGGCAGAGACCCAUCCUCGCUUAGAAUCUCUUCUACUGAUGGAAAUUUGAGCCUCUCAGGGUGAUCAGAGACCAGGCUGUGGCUGUUCAAGCGGUUCAGACAAAGUCCUCAGCUGCAAUCCCUCAGCCAUCCAUGCUGCUUGUAGCCAUCAACGGGAAGACCCGGGGCUCAGGUUGUUCGCUGGCGAGGAUAAAUGAGGCUUCUUUGGGACAGGAGGGGUUUGCCUCAUCUGCUCUUGAACCAUGUCAUGCUGCAGGUUGUGUUUGGCUCCAUCUGCCUCUCUUGGGAACUCCUGGACCUCAAAUUGCUCCCCUCUUCUCCUCCACCUGGCUCCCUGGACCACCUCCACAUCCUCCUCGGGGAAGGCCACACACCUCCAAAUUAGCCUCUGGGAAUCACAUGUACAUAUUUUGAUUUCUAGGAAGUUAAGCCAUUUUCCAUUUGUCCUGCAAGUGAAAACAAAACAAAACAACUCAGUUUUAUCUGUCUUGAGAGCUUGUAGCAUUUCUCACAGAUCUGCCGGAGACGGAUUUCCCCAGCUUUUGUCUCCCUGAAAAUGUCUUUAUGCCAAUAUCAUUUUUGAGGGAUAUUUUUGCUGGCCGGAGAAGUCGAGUUUCACAUCCCCCAAGCCCCACCCUUCAGCACUUGGAGGGAUUCCCACCAUCUUCCGGUAUCCCUUGGUGCAGACCCUUGAUCAAAGGCCCUUCCCCCUUAGACCUGGCCCCUGGUUUGAGGGAGUGGGAGAGGGUGAAGAGGAAGAGGGUUCUUGGUGACCCCCAGAGCCAGAGGCGCCAUGGGAGCAGACCCACAGGUCUGGGUCUAGCCUGUGAAAGGGUGAGUGGGAGUGCAGAGGGGACUAGGGCCCCCCUCCUGGCUUGGUCCCUUCUCUUGGAAGGGCAGUAUGUAUGACACUCGCUGAGACCACAAGAAGGACUCAGAGAAAGCAAUCAGGAAACAGGCCUGUGAACACCUGGAGAGGAUGGUCAGGGGCUGGAGUCCUUUCUACAGCUCACUUUCUGCCUCCAGCCCCCAAACUGGACCCUCCUGAAGGCACAGGUGCUCCAGGACCUUCCUGAGCACAGUGAUGGGAGUCGCUGGGGACUGCCGCUCUGAGGCCCAGCGAAGGCAGCCUUCUCGCCUGCUUUGUGGCGCUGAGUGGCUAAGCUGGCAGGCACCCAGCCUGGGAACCGAUCUUGUCUGCUUUAACCCCACAACCAGACUGCAAGGCGGUAUAGCAUAUCCCCCAUCUCCGUUUGAGGAAACAUGUUCUGGGAGAUGAAGGACUUGCCCAGGGUCACACAGCUUGUAAGUGGCAGGACAGGAGCAGGCCCAGGCUGGCUAAGCCAGGUCUCGCCCUCCACAUGCCCUGUCUGCCAGGGCGCACCCACAGGGAGGCCCAGCUGGCCCUGGGGCUGUAGUUCGUGUUAAUUUUUUAUUAACCUUGUUAAUAAAGCCUUUUGGCUCUGACCAUUCCGGGCAGGGAAGUUGCUCCCAGGGCCUCUGAACGAGAUGUGGAUGUGGGCUGCCCUUGUAGAGUGGUACUUCUGGCAUGGCUAGGGGGUUGGGGAGCAGGGACUAGAGGGUCCAAUCCGAGCACACUAACAUGGGAGGGGCUAAUGGGCUGGUGCUGCGAAGAUUGAUUUCUGCACUGAAAGGUUGGUGGGUUCAGCUGCAGUGUCAGGAGAAGUGUGUGCUGGGAGUCUAGGACUGCCUGUGUGUAGUGGGGUGGCCCCCAGGCCUGGAGCAAUGUUUCUUGCCCGUGGGGAGGGGAAAGGAGGGGAUUUUGCCCCCAGGGGACAUUUGGCAAUGACUGGAGACAUUUUGGUUGUCACAACUGGUGAAUGGGGAGCUGCCGCUGACAUUUGGUUGACAGAGGACAGGGAUGCAGGCAAACAGGGCAUUCCCCACAGCAAGGGGUCAUGGCCCAAAUGUCAGCAUUGCUAAGGCUAAAGACCCCCAUCCCUCCUGACACCCUCAGUCCUUGCUGCGCCACCCUUCCCGGACCCUCCAUCCAUGCCACGGCCCCCAGAGCACACCUGCCUCGAUCACCAGAGCUGAGCCAAGAGCUCUGGCCUCCCCUAGCACUCAUCACCUGGGCCCAGUGGCCUAGAACAAUUCUUGUCCUACCUGUGUCUGAUUCUCUCCCAGGACCCCCAUCUCAGCCAAUGGCACCCCUACCCGGCCCAAACUUGGAUUAUCUUAGACAUUUCCUUCACCUCCCUCUUCACAUCCAUCCCUCUUCCACUUCCUAAAUCCCUCCUGGCGUGCCCUGCACUCUCUACCUACCCUCCCUGUGUCCAUACACCUGACGGUAGGUGGCACUCUCCUGCUUAAAACCUGACAAAGACACCUGCUUCUCCUGGGCCACAUAAGAGCAAGCACCACGUAGCACUUCCUGUGUGCAAGCACAGGGCGGAGGACCUGGACGUGGUCACUUCGUCCUCCCCACAACUGACCAUCACCCCCAUUUUACGGAGGAGGAAGCUGAGGCACAGAAAGUGUAAGUAGGAAGUCCACAGUCACCACUACCCUGUCUGUACCCGAGGCCAGUAGUCUCUGAGGCCACAGGCCAGUCUCCAGCAUGCUGCUGGUUUUCUUUGGCUGAUGAAGUUAGGGUGUGUUUUAAUUUCUAAUAUUCUGUAUUGUCCAAAAGUUCUGCAUUGAGGGUCCCUUAAACAAAGAGUUGUGAUGACCCUGCUUUGCAGUGUCCCCUUCUGUUGAGGCAUGCUGCCACCUGGUGUAUCCAUGUGCUGUCACCUGCAUCUCCCACAGUCUUCCUCCCAGCCCCAAGACACCUGCGCAGGAAUCAGCCCUGCUUUGUUAUCAUCAAAUAGACCUUUUAACUUAGGCAAGGUCAAAUUCAGAUCCAAGCUGAUGUUUUUGAAGCAAACAAACAUUCCAACAAUGUUAUUGAGGUAUAUAAUUUACAAGCUGUAAAAUUCACCUUGUUUUCAGGGUACAACUCAGUGGUUUUAAAUACACUGACAGAGUUGGGCAACCAUCAGUACAAUCCAGUGUUAGAACAUUUCCAUCCCAGAAAGAUCCCUCGAGCCCAUUGGCAGUCAAUCUCUGUUCCCACCUCCACCCAGGCAGCCGCUCAGCUGUUUCCUGGCUACAGAGAUUGGCCUAUUCUGGACAUCAUGUAUAAAUGUGAUCAUACAAUAGGUAGUUUUUAUGUAUUUGCCUUCUUUCCCUGAACGUAAUGCCCUCAGAUUUCAUCCAUGUUGUCAGUACUUCAUUCCUUUUUAUGGCUGAGUAAUAUUCCAUUAUCUGGAUAGACCACAUUUUAUUUAUCCACUCAUCAGCGAACGGACACUGGGUUGUCUCUACUUUUUGGCUACUAUCAAUAAGGCUGCUAUGAAUAUUCAUACACUAGUCCUCAUGGGCACCUGUGUUUCCAUUUCUCUUGAAAGAAAUGAGAAAAGGAAUUGCUGGUCAUAUGGUCAGUUUAUGUUUAACUUUCUAAGAAACUGCCAGCCUGUUUUUCAAAGUGGCUAUACCAAUUUACGCUCCUACUAACAAUGUCUGACAUUUUCGGUUUGUCCACAUCCUCGCCAAUAAUUAUUAUAGCCACCUAGGGGGUGCAAAGUUGUAUCUCAUUGAGGUUUUAAUUUACAGUCUCCUAAUGACUAACAAUAUUGAGACUCUUUUCCUGUGCUUUUAAGCCAAUCAUAUACCUUCUUUGAUGAAAUAUCUAUUCAAAUCUUUUGUUCAUUUUGUAAUUGGGUUGUUUUCCUAUUAUUGGGUUGUAAGAGGUCUUUCACAAACAAUGAAUCAUGGGACACUACAUCAAAAACUAAUGAUGUAAUGUAUGGUGAUUAACAUAACAAUAAAAAUUUUUUUAAAAAGAG